Molecule: messenger RNA, 8210 nt
Organism: Corythoichthys intestinalis (scribbled pipefish)
Lineage: Eukaryota; Metazoa; Chordata; Actinopteri; Syngnathiformes; Syngnathidae
Product: synapsin-3-like
Exons: 17
Coding region: 348-1949 (533 amino acids)
Biological process (GO): neurotransmitter secretion
Cellular component (GO): synaptic vesicle membrane; synaptic vesicle
Molecular function (GO): ATP binding
Source: RefSeq, a predicted model, not a curated record
AGUAAUUAAGGACGCCAACUUUGCUCCUCGUUGAAUGACGACUGUUUCCUCCAAACAAAAUCGGAAACAGAAGGACCUGGCAUUUUGUAAAGACUGAAAUUUUAGGCAGACGCAGAAGACAGCAGCACAUUAUUACUCAGAUUUCGGCUGAGUGACUCGUUGAGAUGGACGUAAUGAGACAGGUCCAUGCAGGCUGGGAGAAGGAGGCCGGAGCACAGCCGUAAACAAGGUGAAAAACAAUCAGGAUUCAUGUGACCUCAGUUGUUAUUUUGAUUAUUCACGUGACUCGACUUUUUUUCUCCCAGCAAACUUCCUCCGGCCUGACCGCCCCACCAGCCGCAGUCACCAUGAACUACCUUCGUCGGCGCCUGUCAGACAGCAGCUUUGUGGCCAACCUCCCCAACGGCUACAUGAUGGACCUGCAGAGGCCCACCCCGCCAGGUUCCUCCACCUCCUCCCCGGCCUCCCCUGCCACCGAGCGACGGCAACCCCCGAGCGUCCCGCCCCCAGCACCUGCUCAGAGUUCGGCUCCGGGUUCCGCCGGUGCCGGCAGUUUCCUCAGCUCAUUCUCCAGCGUGGUGAAGAGUGCUCAGAUGGCGCAGAAUGUCGCUGCUGCCGCACACGCCAAGUCGGCGGCGGCGUCAGCUGCCGCGACUACCGAAGGUGCCCCGACUGGAAGCGGUCAACCUCCUAAACCUGUCGUCCGCAAACCCAAGAUCUUGCUUGUUAUUGAUGAUCAACACACAGACUGGGCCAAGUACUUCCGGGGCAAGAAGCUGAACGGGGAGUACGAAAUCCGCGUGGAACAGGCAGAGUUCUCCGAGAUCAAUCUGGCCUCCUAUGUCAUUUCAGGAUGCAUGGUGGACAUGCAAGUCAACAAGGCGGGCACCAAAAUGGUCCGGUCCUUCAAACCUGACUUCGUCCUGAUUCGUCAGCACGCCUACAGCAUGGUCCCGGGAGAGGAUUUCAGGAACCUCGUCAUCGGCUUGCAUUUUGGCGGCGUGCCGAGUAUCAACUCCCUCUCCUCCAUCUACAACUUCUGCAGCAAGCCUUGGGUGUUCUCGCAAAUGAUAAAGAUCUACCACUCCCUCGGUGCAGAGAAAUUCCCUCUGAACGAACAAACCUUCUAUGCCAACCACAUGCAGAUGCUUACAAGCCCUUCCUAUCCUGUGGUGGUGAAGAUGGGCCAUGCCCACUCCGGCAUGGGAAAGAUCAAAGUGGAAAACCAACAGGACUUCCAGGACAUCACCAGCGUGGUCGCGCUGGCCGGGACUUACGCCACUACCGAGCCAUACGUGCAGUCCAAAUAUGACAUUCGCAUUCAGAAGAUCGGAAACAACUACAAGGCUUACAUGAGAACCUCCAUUUCAGGGAACUGGAAGGCGAACACAGGGUCAGCCAUGUUGGAACAGAUUGCCAUGACUGACAGAUACCGACUGUGGGUGGACUCUUGCGCCGAGAUGUUCGGCGGCCUCGACAUAUGCGCGGUGAAGGCUGUCCACGGAAAAGAUGGCAACGACUACAUCAUUGAGGUGAUGGACAGCUCCAUGCCACUCAUUGGGGAACACCUUGAGGAGGAUAAGCAGCUGAUUACAGAGCUGGUGCUGCACAAAAUGGCGCUGGUGCUGCUAGGCGUUUCUACACCACCACCUUCUUCCGUCAAGACUACACAACCAAGACGAGUGGGUCACCGCUCUGGCUCUGCUUCACCGUCCCAGUCGGCCCAAGGUUCGCCCCAGCGGGCCCGCUCGGCCACCACCUCGCCCAGCCAGUCCUUCCAGCCGGGGCCCAUCCCGGACGCUCAGAAACAAUCGCCGCAACUCAACAAAUCGCAGUCGCUGACCAACACCUUCACAGAGACUUUGCGCGGCAACGUGACCGACGACGAGGCCAAAGCGGAGACUAUCCGCAGUCUCCGGCAGUCCUUCGCCAGCCUCUUCUCUGACUGAGCAUCUCCUCCUUCUUCCUGCUUCCUGUCAAUCUGUGGGGAGGUCCAUCUUCCAGCUUCAUCUUCCACUGCUUUGUCAUCUUCUGUCACUUGGUGGCUUUCACGACGAGAAAGGCUGAAUGAGGCUGUAUCACCAGUCUUCCUGAAAGCAAAGCAAUCUUUUCCCUUUCUCUGCCUUUUAUGUUUUCCCUUUUCCUGAUUUAACGCUCACAUCGCACAACUACGAGGACUGGCAGCGCAUGAGCAAUGAGCAUUCUUUUAUAUAUAUAUAUAUAUAUAUAUAUAUAUAUAUAUACACACUGGUAUGAAAAAGUAUCUGAACCUUUUGGAAUUUCUCACAUUUCUGCAUAAAAUCACCAUCAAAUGUGAUCUGAUCUUUGUCAAAACCACACAGAUGAAACAACUGUCUGCUUUAAGUAAAACACCCCAAACAUUUACCGGUUUUCAUAUUUUAAUAUGGAUAGCAUGCAAACAAUGACAGAAGUCAGUGAAACCUCUGCCUAAGGACACUUAGAGAUUAAUUGAAACCAAUUUUUACCAAACAAUUUAAGUCAGGUGUGUGCCCAAUCACUGAUGCGUGGUUUAAAGCUUCCCUGCCCACUAUAAAACACACACAUGGUAAGAAUUGUGUUGAUGAGAAGCAUUGUCUGAUGCGCAUCAUCGCUCGGUCAAAAGAGCUGUCUGAAGACCUGCGAUCAAGGAUUGUUGAUUUUUGUAAAGCUGGGAAGGAAUACAAAAACUUAUCUAAUAGUCUGGAUGUUCAUCAAUCAACAGUCAGAGAAGUUGUCUACAAAUGCAGAAAGUUUGGCAUCGUUACUUCUUUCCCAAGGAGUGCCCGUCCACCAAAGAUGACGCCAGGAGUUCAGCGCAGAAUACUCAGAGAGGUAAAAAAGAACCGGAGUGUCUGCUAAAGACUUACAGAAAUCCCCGGCAUAGUCCCAAUAUCUCUCUGCACACAUCAACUAUAUGUAAAACUAUGGCCAAGAAUGGUGUUCAUGGGAGGACUUCACAGAUGAAGCCACUGCUGUCUUAAAAUAAAACAUUGUUGCUGGUUUAAUGUUCGCAAAAAGGCACUUGGACACUCCACAGAAGUUUUGGCAAAAUAUUUUGUUCUGAUGAAACCAAAGUUGAAUUGUUUGGGAGUAACACACAACGUCACGUGUGGAGGAAAAAUGGAGCAGCUCACCAACAUCAACAUUUCAUCCUCAUCGUGAAGCAUGAUGGAGGGAGCAUCAUGAUUUGAGGCUGUUUUGCUGCCUCAGGGCCUGGACAACUUACAAUCAUUAAUGGAAGAAUGAAUUCAAAAGUUUAUCAGGAUGUUUUGCAGGACAACACGAGGCUGUCUGUCAGACGGUUGAAGCCAAAAAGAGGAUGAAUGCUGCAACAAGACAAUGAUCCCAAAAAACAGAAGUAAAUCAACUUCAGAAUGGUUUCAGAAGAACAAAAUACACGUUCUGGAGUGGCCAAGUCAAAGUCCAGACUUGAACCCCAUUGAGAUGCUAUGAGCUAAAGACAGCGAUUCAUGCCAGGCAUCCCAGUCAUCUGACUGAACUAGAGAAGUUUUGUAGAGAGAAGAAUGAGCCAAGAUUAGUCCUGAUCAGUGUUGGGAAUAACGCCGUUAUAAAUAACGCCGUUACAUAACAUUUUUCAGUAACGGGGUAAUCUAAUUAUUUUUUCCGCCGUUACCGUUACCGACGGUCGAAAGCGGUGCGUUACUUUGAAUAAAUUCAAGAAACUACCAGCCGUAGCAAGUCUACUCUGCUCUUUUUGUCAUCCAAGACUUUGGGUGCGUUCAAGUUCAUGGCAAUGAAAAUAGUGAACACACAUAGCCUACCUUUGCAAGAACGAUGGAGUUGCCGUUUGAUACGGUCAUAAUGUGCAGGUCCUGCACCCAUCCGCAGCAAAACUGUUCGUAGCUUAUAGCGAUUUGUAAUUUCGGAAUCGCUGAUGAGUUUAGUAACAUACACCAAACAAUAAAUACAGCAGAAUGUCCAUUUCGCGUAAUUGUGGAAGCCCGUCGACAUCAUUACACCAUUUGUCUUCGGCUUGCUCGUAAGGGCCAACAAUGUUCACAUCCUUAAGUUUGAUCAAAUAUCUGUUCUUCGCCUAAAUAACGAGUUUGUCUCUGGCAAGUUAAAGUUUAAUGUCCCGCGAGCCAGACCUGCUUCCAAUAUGGCUGCGUUGUUGUCAAAUCUCACGUGAGCCUCCAUUCUGUGAUGAAAACGCUCGAGCCUAAUGACGUUAACGCUCGAGCCUAAUAGCGCACGUACUUCAGAGCCAGUUGUUUAUAUGUGAAUUGUAUAUUUGUAUUUGUUGUUAAUAAUUUUUUUUUUUUUUUUUUUUUUAACAAACUUCAGAGCAGGUGUUUUCACACACAAACCGGUACAGCACGUGCGGCAAACGCACACACGCAAAACAGAUGCAGAGGGAUAUGAUGGCAGAGCAUUCAGAGGAAAAUUUGUCCUUUACGAGGUGGAGAUAUAAACACUAUUUCAAAUUGGUCGAAAUUAAAGGAAAGAACGUGCAUGUAAAGUGUAAUUUAUGUUCCGGGGCAAAGCUUUUGUUGACAUCUGUGGUAAGCAAUUCCAAUCUGUUUAUUUUUGUUGCACUUCAAGUGUAGGAUAAAUCUGUUGUGUGGUGAGGUCCAAUAGAUAUUACAAGGUUCUAUAACACAACUACCUGUGUGUUCUUCUCUAUUCAACUGACUCGAAUACUGCUCAGAAAAUUUCAAAUUCUUUGACAUACAACAACUUUUUAAAGUAACGGAAAUAGUUACUUUCCCUGGUAACUAGUUACCUUUACUAUAGAGUAAGUCAGUUACUAACUCAGUUACGUUUUGGAAGAAGUAGUGAGUAACUAUAAUUACUUUUUUAAAAUGUGCCCAACACUGGUCCUGAUCGAUGUGCCAGACUGAUCUGCAGAUACAGGAAGCAUCUCGUUGAAGUUAUUGCUACCAAAGGGGUGCCACAAAAUAUUAAAUGUGAUGGUUCACCCCCCCCCCCCCCGUUCUGUCAUUUUUUUUUUGCAUACUAUAGUCAUUAAAAUAUGAAAACCUAAAAAUGUUUGGGUGGUUUUAGUUAAUGCAGACAGUUUUUUCAUCAGAUCAGAUCACAUUUGAUGAUUUUAUGCAGAAAUGUGAGAAAUUUCAAAAGGUUCAGAUACUUUCUAUAUAUCUAUAAUGUUUUUUUUUUUUUUUUUUAUCCAGUUCAUUCGUUGCUAGGCCCUCCUCGUUCAGAUUAGACGUCCAUCAAAGUCAAUGUCAAUUUUUUUUAUAGGGCAUGAUAGUAAUAUUAAAAAAAAAAAAAAAAAAAAAAAAUUAAAUACACUAAAUUAUUAUAUAAUUUUAUUAUGGUUUUAAUUAUUGUGCGUGUGUGUGUUUUUUUUUUUUUUUUUUUUAUGAACAGUGGUACCUCCACUUAGGAAAUUAGUUGGUUCUGGAAGUAGUUUCUUCACCUGAAAAUUAUGUAGAGACUCGUUUUCCGUGUAAAUGUCCUAAUCCUUUCCAGAAUAAAAGUUAAUACGCUCAGGUAAAGCUGUCGGAACAUGAGGGGCGAAUGAAGAGGACGCUGGAAUACACACAAAUAUACAGUAGAGGUCCCUCUUAGCCAAUUGGAUGCCAGGAAGUUGCUAGGCAAUAGCCAAUGUCUGAGCAGCUUUGAGUAUGUUACGUUCAGUAAAAUCCAUUUUUGUCUUUCUUAUCCUGAAAUCUUGCUUAACAAGAGGCAAUAUUUUUCCAUUUGAAACGUUUCUUAACCUGAAAUUUCUGUAUGUAGAGACGUUCUAAAAGGGCUUCUGAAGUGGAUUUGCCCUCGUAUAUCAACAGAAUUGCAUCAAAUUUUAGAAUUGGAAAAGCCAGUAAGGGUCUACGUACAUCUUUAUAAAACCAAGACUGUAUUGUUGUAGGUUUUCAAAGCUGUCGUCGCUGAAAUGAUGAAAACAAAGAACCGAUCGAGGAGCCGGGGAGUUCUUUUGCCUCACUCUCACAAAAGGAGUCCAAAUCUUUGCAGAAGUUUUUUUCGAGCCACUUAUAGUCUCAAGCCUUCGUGUGAGCAAUUCAUCGCUACAUAUCGGGAUGGCAUGACAAAUCUCGCAAGUAAAAUCCAGAAAAUGUUUGCAAUAUAUGGCGAGGAUAGCGUGGUGCUUUAUUUUCGUAUUUGUGCUGGCAGGGUCCUCAGGAAUUGAUGUCAUCAGUUAGCAGCUGGCAACGAGGCACAUCCCUCGUUGCUAAGGUGUUGCUAUGGCAGUAACUAAAAAACUACGCAGUUAAUUCCAUUUAAUUUUUUUUUAUAUAAGUUUUGAGACAGCGAAUCAUGCAUUUGUUACAAUUCAACAGACAAAAACGCUCAAGGACGAAAAGCUCUUCAGCUGCCUUUUAAGUAGAGGUACCACUGUACUAAUUAUGAAUUAAUAAACUAAAUUGCAUAGAGAAAUUGCAUGGAGAUUCUUUAAUCUGCUAGGCUGUAAACUCCCCCUUGAUUUUAAGGCAUUUACUGUUCCUGUUGAAUUUGGGCCGCUUUCUGGAAACUUAUGUUCAAUUCAAGUCACAUGAUUGUGAGGCAUUCCCAUAAGAUAUAACCCCCUCAAUCACACUAUAAAUUGGAUUUAUUUUUCAAUUUCAUGGCAUUUAGUCAAUGAGUGCCCUAUAAAUAGUUAACCAUCUUUAAUCCUUCACUGUUGUCUCUCUGAUCUCACCUUGCUCAGCCUUUCAAGUGGUGACGCCUUCCAAGAAUCUCGCUGCUUCUGCUCGAUAUUUAAUAAUUUGUCAGUGUUUGCGCGCUUAUGUUUGAAAUGUCGAAUCGUCAUGGCAAUAUGUGCCAUCAAUCCAGUCAACAACAAAAAAAUCAACAGUGUUCACCCAUAGACUUCAUAAUGUAUUGACGGGAUGCGGGGCAGAUAAAUAGGGGGCCUGCAUUGUUGGCGAGGCUGUCAAAGCUGACCGAGUGGAAUCGCAGACAAAGGGCUUUUUUCAUUGAAAAUUCUUGUGAAUAAAUGCUUAAAUCCCUAAAUUCUUUAUAGAUAUGGACGUAAGACAGUCUCGAUUCUUGGUUGAAAGCAAAAAAAACGUGCAGUUCGCAUUUAUUUUACAUAAAUAUGUCGAAGUCCAAUGCUCGUCUGUUAGUGAAUGCAGCUAAUGUCCGCCUUAUGUAAACAGCUUUUCCGGUGAAAAUUCUUGUGAAAAAUGCUUAAAUCCCCGAAUUCUUUAUAUACCGUGUUUUUCGGACUAUAAGUCGCAUUUGAGAAUAAGUCGCACCAGCCAUAAAAUGCCCAACGAAGAGGAAAAAAACAUAUAGAAGUCGCACCGGAGUAUAAGUCGCAUUUUUGGGGGAAAUUUACUUGAUAAAAUCCAACACAUAGAACAGAUAUGUCAUCUUGAAAGGCAAUUUUAAAUAAAAAUACAAUAGAGAACAACAUGCUGAAUAAGUGUUACGGUAUGAUAAUGUUACAUGAUGCAUGAACAACGAAAUGCGAACAUGGCCGGUAUGUUAACGUAACAUAGCUAUUAAGAGUUAUUCAGAUAACUAUAGCAUAAACAACAUGCUAACAUGUUUACCAAACCAUCAGUGUCACUCCAAAACACCAAAAUUUUAUGUGAAAUGACAUAAUAAUGUGUUAAUAAUUUCACACAUAAGUCGCUCCAGAGUAUAAGUCGCACCCCAAGCCAAACUAUGAAAAAAAACUGCGACUUAUAGUCAGAAAAAUCUGGUAUAUUAAAGGAACCUUUAAACCUUUCAAAAUGGAGUCAGUACAAAGUAGGGGCGUGACAAAAUAUCGAAAUGGUGAUGUAUCGUGAUACUUUGUAUCCCAAAAGGUUAUCGAUAUGCUCCUGGCAAGAAUCGAGAUAUCAUUUCUGGGAUCUGGGCUAUUUGCAGGCCAUGACAUUGACUGGAUGAGUCUUUCUCCAAGGAAUGCUUUAACAGUUUUAGCCCUGUGGCAUGCAUUGUCAUCUUGGAAAAUUUCAUAUUUUCAAUUGAAGGGAUAAGAAAGCUGACUAAAAUUUCAAUGUAAACUUGUGCAUUUAUUGAAGAUUUAACCACAGCCAUCUCCCCAGUGCCUUUGCCAGACAUGCAGCCCCAUAUCGUCAAGGACUGAGGGAAUUUUGAUGUCUUCUUCAGGCAAUCAUGUUUGUAAAUCUCACUGGAACGGCACCAAACAAAAGUUCCAGCAUCAUCACCUUGUUCCAUUGAGACGUUAAAUGGCCCAAAAUUACCUAAUUGCCUGGCAUUGACAGCCACUGACAGCCGUAGACGUUCAAUCCGUUCGA